UAAAAGAUGAGAAGGAGAGAGAAGGCUCAUUCCUUCUUCACCUUUUUAUCCCAUUACCUGCUGUUGUACCCAGCCCUUCCCUGUCUUCACUAAUCCUUUGCCUUCUAUCUGCCAUGCCCAGCGCUGGGCUCUGCACAGUCUUGCUCUCUCUCCCUCUUUGCUCUCUCAUUUUUGGAGAGCAGCAGCAGUGCAAGUUGCUGGGGAAGUGGUGCAGGAAUUUAGCCCAGAUGCUCUUCAAACAGGCCGAUCUCUGGAUCCCCAACCAAGGCAAAUGUCGCAAAGAUGAGAUGACCUCAAGUUUGGGCCUUACCACAAAGAAGGCCCUCACGAUCCUGAGAGACCAGUUGUCAGCACUGCUGGAGGGGCAUCAGAAGGAACGGAAAAAAGUGACUUCAUGGAAGGAGGUGUGGAGGAGCAGUUUUCUGUACCAUGGUAACCGCUGCUCCUGUUUCCACUGGCCUGGUGCAUCUCUGAUGCUGCUGGCAGUGCUGCUGCUGCUGUGCUGCUAUGGGAGCCAGCCACAGGGGAGCCAAGGUGCUGAGAUAGUUAAUGCAGUGGCACUCUUCCUCCUGCUCCUCCUGGAUCUCCUCAUGAUCGGGCGUCAGGAGAGGCUGAAGUGCAGAGAGGUGGAGAGGAGACUUCAGACAGUCGUUGAUAAGAUAAAUGAUACACUUGGCAAAGAGGUGAAAUGGCCAGACUCCAUGUACCCUGACCUUCACAUGCCUUAUGCCCCAUCCUGGUCCCUUCACUGGGCCUACAGGGAUGGGCAUCUUGUCAACCUGCCCGUGAGCCUCUUGGUGGAAGGAGAUGUUGUUGCUUUGAGGCCAGGCCAGGAGUCAUUUGCUUCUCUGAGAGGGAUUAAGGAUGAUGAGCACAUAGUUCUGGAGCCAGGAGAUCUGUUUCCACCUUUCUCACCCCCACCCUCCCCAAGGGGAGAAGUGAAGAAGGGACCUCAGAACCCUCAGCUGUAUCGUCUCUUCCGUGUCUUGAAGACCCCAAUAAUUGAUAACGUCAGGUGGUGUCUGGAAAUGGCUUUGUCACGGCCUGUGACAGCCCUGGAUAACGAGAGAUUCACUGUGCAGUCAGUGAUGCUGAAGUACGCUGUCCCCAUUGUGCUGGCUGGAUUCCUGAUCACCAAUGCCGUGCGCUUCAUUUUCAAAGCUCCUGGAAUUGCUUCUUGGCAGUACACUCUUCUUCAGCUACAGGUGAAUGGUGUCUUACCCAUCCUUCCGUUGCUCUUUCCUGUCCUGUGGAUUCUUGCUACAGCCUUUGGAGAAGCCAGAGUCUUGGCCCAGAUGAGCAAGGCCUCAUCCAACUCACUGCUUGCUAAGUUUUCAGAGGACACUCUCAGCAGCUACACAGAGAUGGUAUCUUCUCAGGAAAUGAUCCGCUGUAUCUGGAGUCACUUCCUCUGUGUUUUAAAAGGCAAAUCCCCAACUCUGAGCUUCACUUCCAGCUUGCUCCACAGUCUGGGAUCUGUCACUGUGCUCUGCUGUGUAGACAAGCAGGGGAUUCUUUCGUGGCCAAACCCCAGCCCAGAGACUGUUCUGUUCUUCAGUGGGAAGGUGGAACCACCUCAUGAUAGCCAUGAAGAUCUGACUGAUGAGCUCUCUACACGGUCCUUCUGCCAUCCUGAGAUGGAAGAUGAGCCCCAUGAAAGAGAUGCUUUGCUCUCUGGGCCCUUGGCAGACACAGUCCACAUGGCCAAUGAACAAGAGAGGAACAACUGGUCUAGUGAUCCUCCAAAGCCUCCCGAUGGCCUUGCCCACCGAAAGCCAAACAGCAGAAGCAAACAUCCCUCUGGAUCCAAUGUGAGCUUUAGCAAGGACACGGAGGGUGGAGAGGAGGAACACACUCAGGUUGUUGGGGACAGCGAGGUGUUGGCUUGUGAGGCCGAAGACUUCGUGUGUGACUACCACCUGGAGAUGCUGAGCCUGUCCCAAGACCAGCAGAACCCCUCCUGCAUCCAGUUUGAUGACUCCAACUGGCACAUGCACCUGAAUUCCCUGAAGCCCCUGGGCCUGAACGUGCUGCUCAACCUCUGCAACGCCAGCGUGACAGAGCGGCUGUGCCGCUUCUCUGACCACCUCUGCAACAUCGCCCUCCAGGAAACACACAACGCUGUGCUGCCUGUCCACGUGCCCUGGGGCCUCUGUGAGCUUGCCAGGCUCAUAGGUUUCACACCAGGUGCUAAAGAUCUCUUCAAGCAGGAGAACUAUUUGGCCUUGUACCGCCUGCCAAGUGAUGAGAUGGUUAAGGAAACAAUCCUGGGGAAGCUUUCGUCCAUCACCAAGAGGAGACCCCCCCUGAGCCACAUGAUUAACCUGUUUGUGAAGGACACCACUACCAGCACUGAGCAGAUGUUUUCCCAUGGGACAGCUGACAUCAUCCUCGAGGCCUGCACAGACUUUUGGGAUGGCACAGAUAUCUACCCCCUCUCUGGCUCUGACAGGAAGAAGGUGUUGGAUUUCUACCAGCGAGCCUGCCUGUCAGGAUACUGCUCUGCCUUUGCAUACAAGCCAAUGCAUUGUGCCUUGUCCUCCCAGCUCAAUGGGAAGUGCAUAGAGCUGGUGCAGGUCCCGGGGCAGAGUGCUAUCUUCACGUGCUGUGACCUCCCUGGGACAACCCCCAUCAAACAGAGCAGCAGGAGGAAUAGCUGGAGCUCAGAUGAAGGGAUUGGGGAAGUGAUGGAGAAGGAAGACUGUAUCCAGGCUCUGAGUGGACAGAUCUUCAUGGGAAUGGUCUCAUCUCAGUAUCAGGCCCGUCUUGACAUUGUCCGCCUCAUUGAUGGACUGGUCAAUGCCUGCAUCCGUUUUGUCUACUUCUCCCUGGAGGAUGAGCUCAAAAGCAAGGUGUUUGCUGAGAAGAUGGGUCUGGAGACCGGCUGGAAUUGCCACAUAUCCUUAACACCCAACGGUGACGUGCCUGGCUCAGAAAUCCCUCCCUCCAGCCCCAGCCACGCUGGUUCCCUGCACGAUGACCUGCACCAGGUUUCUCGAGAUGACGUGGAGGGGCUUCUGCUCAUGGAAGAGGAAGGGCACUCGGAUCUCAUCAGCUUUCAGCCAACAGACAGUGAUAUCCCCAGCUUCCUGGAGGACUGUAACAGGGCCAAACUCCCUCGGGGGAUCCACCAGGUGAGACCUCACCUGCAGAACAUUGACAAUGUGCCUUUGCUGGUGCCUCUCUUCACAGACUGCACCCCAGAGACCAUGUGUGAGAUGAUCAAGAUCAUGCAGGAGUAUGGGGAGGUGACUUGCUGUCUGGGAAGCUCUGCCAACCUUCGGAACAGCUGCCUCUUCCUGCAAAGUGAUAUCAGUAUAGCACUGGACCCUCUCUACCCAUCUCGCUGCUCCUGGGAGACCUUUGGCUAUGCCACCAGCACCACCCUGACCAACGUCUCUGAUGAGCUCACCCCCCUGCAGCUCUCAGGGCAGCUCAACAGCCUGCCCUGCUCCAUGUCCUUCCGCCAAGAAGAGAGUACCAGCAUCAUCAGGCUGAUAGAGCAGGCCAGGCAUGCGACGUACGGGAUCCGCAAGUGCUUCCUCUUCCUGCUGCAGUGCCAGCUGACCUUGGUUGUCAUUCAGUUCCUCUCCUGCCUGGUGCAGCUGCCCCCCAUCCUCAGCACCACAGACAUCGUGUGGCUCUCCUGUUUCUGCUACCCACUGCUCAGUAUCUCGCUCCUGGGCAAGCCUCCUCACAGCUCCAUCAUGACCAUGGCAACAGGAAAAAACUUGACUUCCAUUCCCAAGAAGACUCAGCACUACUUCCUGUUCUGCUUCCUGCUGAAAUUCAGCCUGACCAUCUGCUCCUGCCUCAUCUGCUUUGGGUUCACACUGCAUGAGUCCUGCAAAGAGGUGAACACCACCAGCCUCAAUCUCACAGCCUGCUCCUCCAUCAUGCUGCACAGCAAUGCUGAUGGUGCUCCUGACUGGUUUGGGACGUUUUCCAAUGCUCUUCUUGUAGCCCAGAAGCUCACAGCUGGCCUGAUUGUUUUACACACAGUGUUCAUAUCCAUCACCCACGUCCAUCGCACCAAACCCCUGUGGAAGAAGAGCCCCCUCUCCAACCGCUGGUGGACGCUCACUGUGGCUGUUGUAUUGCUGGGGCAAGUGGCACAGACUGUGCUGGACCUGAAACUCUGGGAAAACCUCAAUUCUUCUUUGACCUUUAACCAUGUUUCCAUCUCCCCGGUCUCAUGGCUCCUGGGUUUUCUUUCCUUGGUCCUUGUGGUUAUCAUCAAUGAGAUUGUCAAGCUGCAUGAAAUCAGGGUCCGGGUCCGUUACCAAAAGAGGCAGAAGCUGCAGUUUGAAACCAAGCUGGGGAUGAAUUCGCCAUUUUAAAUGCUCCGAGCUCAAGUUCCCUGGAGCCAGGGCCAAACAGCCACGUCCUGCACUGGGAGAGAGGCUGCACCAAAGGCUCAGGGAGCUUUCCCUCACACAUGCAAACCAGACAGCCUCCUGGCAAAAGAACAUCAGCACCUUCCCGGGGCCCCAGGCAGGGAUCCCCCCCAGGUAUGCAGCCCCUCCCCAGCCUGCCAGGGUACACUCACAGGAGCCUGCAAGCUCUGGUGCCUCUUCAGGCUGCUCUUCCUUUAUUUAUUUAUUGCUAGAGGUAUUUGUUAGUAUCAUGGUGAUGCUGAAAUGAAGCGACUCCUUUCCUCUGUGUGAGCAAAUGGGUUUCCUGGGCCUGGCAGGAGAAUCUGGGGCCUGCAGGGGAGAUGUAGGUCUGCUGAAGCAAGAGAUCUCUAUUGAAACCUGUUUUGUUUUCCCAUCUCUGCCUGCUCUCCCUGUGUGCAUGCCUGUGCAUGCCCUCACCCGCCUCCCUGUCCCUGUGUCCUGGGGCAAAGGAGCCAUCCCUCUUGCAGUUCCAGGAGUGCUGGGAGCCAGGUGGGGACUGGAGCUCCCAUUCCUGAGGGGACAAUGGGAAGGGUCUCUGGCAGGGCGCUGGGACAGCCAGGCUGGGCCAGGCCUGCCCUCUAGUGUUGUUGCUGUAUCCUUAUCCCGGCUGUUGAGUGCUUCAGAAGAGGGAUGAGACACGGCUUUAGGAAAAGCUGCCCCCGUUUGACUGUCUGAUCUGGUGCAGAGGGAGUCAGGAGGGCAGCUCUGCCUGCCUGCAGGGAGCCAGCAUGGCUCAGCUUCCUCCAGCCCUGUUGAACGAGCUUUUAUCUGCUUUAACAACCCCAGAGAGGUUUAUAACCGUUCUCCUGUUUGUGAUCCGAAUUGCUGUUCUGCUUCAGUAACAUGCCUGCUUGAGAGAGCCACAGCCAGAGAUAAAACCUGAGCCUGCCUAUCCUACCCUGGAGGGAGGGGAUGUCUUUCCUGGCAGGAUAUCUGCAACUUGCAGUUGUGACUAAGACAGAGCUGGUGGAUGGCUCCUUCCCCAGUCCCAGGAUUGUGCUGCAUCCAGUAUGUUCUCUCCGAGGCAC
This is a messenger RNA of Lepidothrix coronata (blue-crowned manakin), 5425 nucleotides long. It is a transcript of the gene TMEM94, whose product is annotated as transmembrane protein 94. The transcript is spliced from 32 exons. The coding region runs from base 114 to 4340 and encodes 1408 amino acids. The record is from RefSeq and is a predicted model, not a curated record. Lineage: Eukaryota; Metazoa; Chordata; Aves; Passeriformes; Pipridae.